UUACUCAUUUAUGUGGAUUUUAGUUUUAGAUUAUGCUAAGUGGUUUUUAGCAAUUUCUUGAAUCGUUUUGUGAUAAAACAAUGCUAGAAAAUAUUUCAUGUUGCUUCAUUACUAUGUUUGGAGCUGAAACUGGAAUGAUCAAUGAUGCUUUUGUUGUGUCGGUAAUAAUAUCCAAAACUACGAAAUGUGUUGUCUCGAUAAUCUGAUUCCACGUUUCUGCUUUACGUUUGAUUUUUAUUUUUAUUUUUUUUGUUUGAUUUCUACGUUGUAUUUUCUUAGUGUCUUCCUCGAUUCAUACGCACUUUCAUUUUGGAACGUGUGAGUGAAUUUGUUGAUAUGAUUCUUGUUUCUAAUAGGAGAUUCCAAGUAUAUAUACAACUCUUCUAGGAUCAUUUUCCACGUUCCUUUCCUCAUUGUUUCUAAUAUUUCUUAAGGAUUUAUUUAUUUAUUAUCAUUGCGAAAUUCCAUAAUGAAGUUUUUGUUCUUCUAUUGGUAGUUCAGAUUUUUAAUAAUCUCUUUUGUUUGACCAAUCCGUAUUUGCUGGUUAUGAGUAUACGAUUUUAAUGGGAAACUUUGCUACUCUUAUUUUACUUACUUCCUAAACAAGUAAUAUUACUCACAAUGGAAAUGAAGGCUAUAGAACACAUUAUUUAAUUUAUGAUGUACUAAAGAAAUGUAGAGAGAGAAACAAAGGCGAAAAAGAGGCGAAAAAGUAGAUCUAGAUCUUCCCUCUCCGGUGUCCGGCGAGUUUUGCUGGCGCCGUGAGAGGGUGGGUUAUUGUCCUAAGUUCUGUUUUAUGAGGUUUGGUCGAGGUGUUGUGGUGGGUAAAGAGGGAUCCACCAAGAAGUUUGUGAUAUUCUGGUGAGUUUAUGUUUGGUUUGGGUUGUUUGUCGGUUCCUAUCUGGUUUCUGGUACGCGGUGGUUGUAUUCAGCCGGUUCAGAUGUGGGUGCUUAAGCUUUCUUGGAUCUGGUCAGACAACCUUCCAAACGAGGCAUCAGAUGUCAGAGAUCUUCUGGUCAUCUUCCUGUCAGCUUCUUUUCUUCUGGCUCUAUUUUCCGGCGACCUGACUCCCGUGUUUCGGGCUUCGUCUCUGGCUUACAGUGGCUAUCUUAGCACUAUAAGGCUGGCUUUUGGCUCUGACGGUGUCCCUUUCUGUCCGGGAAUCGUUGGCCUUUGUCUCGGAUCAAUCGUUUGAAUAUGAAUCAUGUUUCAGAUUGGAAGUUUGCGUGAAGUGAAGUUGGAAACUUUGGUUUGGUCUGUUGAAUACAUUAGCGGCAGGUCCUCCUAUAUGGUUGCUUAAUUGCUUUGUGAAUGAGGAAGUCCAAUCCUCUGUUUAAUGGCUAUGAGUAGUCUUUGGAAUUCUUUUUUGGUAUAGGAGCACCUUGUGGAGACUACCUAUGGCCCCGUAUGUGUUGCCGUUUGUGGAGAUCCAGAUAAACCUGCUCUUAUUACAUAUCCUGAUCUAGCUCUUAAUUAUAUGUUCUGUUUUCAAGGAUUAUUGUUUUGUCCAGAAGCUAGUUCCUUGUUACUCCACAACUUCUGCAUAUAUCACAUAAGUCCUCUAGGCCAUGAGUUGGGAGCUCCAGUGAUCAGUGUUGAUGCUCCUUUGCUCUCAGCUGAUGACUUAGCUGACCAGAUUAUUGAGGUUCUUAACUAUUUUGGACUUGGUGCAGUAAUGUGUAUGGGUGUCACAGCAGGAGCUUACAUUCUGACCUUAUUUGCUAUGAAGUACAGGCAGAGAGUUCUGGGAUUAAUACUCGUCUCUCCACUGUGCCAAGCGCCUUCUUGGUCAGAAUGGUUGUGCAACAAGGUUAUGUCUAAUUUACUUUACUACUAUGGCAUGUGUGGAGUGGUUAAGGAAUUGUUACUCAAACGGUACUUCAGCAAGGAAGUUCGUGGUAAUGCUCAAGUUCCAGAAUCAGAUAUUGUUCAAGAAUGCAGAAGAUUACUUUGCGAGCGGCAGAGUACAAAUGUAUGGAGAUUCCUUGAGGCAAUCAACGGGAGAGUGGAUCUUAGUGAAGGGUUAAGGAAACUGCAAUGCAGAACUUUAAUAUUCAUUGGUGAAAGUUCUGGUUACCACUCAGAGGCCGUUCACAUGACCACCAAACUAGACAGACGAUACGGCGCAUUAGUCGAGGUACAAGGAAGUGGGUCAUUGGUGACUGAAGAACAACCUCAGGCGAUGGUAAUACCAAUGGAAUACUUUUUGAUGGGAUAUGGCUUGUAUCGUCCUACACAGAGCAUAAGCCCAAGAAGUCCUUUGAGUCCAACCAGAAUCUCCCCUGAGCUUCUCUCACCUGAAAACAUGGGGUUGAAGCUCAAGCCGAUUAAGACAAGACUCUCCCUAUGACGACGCUGCCUUCUCUGCUACGGAAAAUAUUACAACAUUAUAUACCUGAUGAUACACUACGUGAAUCGCCAUUAUUAUUUUGGAGUUUGAGCUGCUCUUGUGUUAUGAUUAAAGCUGUAGAUAUAGACAGAGAUAUUGAUCAUCUAUAUAUAGAGAGAGCUAAGAGUUAAAAGAGGAAUAAGGUAAGGGAUUGAUAUAUAGUAGAGAGAAUACAGGUGUUUAUGUUUUUGAGUUCUUUAUAGUAGUUGUCUUCAGUGAGUUAUGUCUGUACAUUCGGUUGAAUAAUUAUUUAAGGAAAAAUCAUCAUAAUAUUUUA
Messenger RNA from Brassica rapa (field mustard), 2667 nucleotides. RefSeq names its product protein NDL2-like. Lineage: Eukaryota; Viridiplantae; Streptophyta; Magnoliopsida; Brassicales; Brassicaceae. The record is from RefSeq and is a predicted model, not a curated record.